GUGGUUGAACGUGUUGUGUAUUUUUAUUGUCACACAGAAUUUUGUUAUUAAUUUAAAUUUUAUACCGGCAUAAUGGAGAAUAAUUUAUCUGAAAGUUUAGAUGAUUUAUUGCAGGUUUUUAAAAAAGUACAUCGCAUAAAGUUAGGUGGUAGCAAUGAGCCCGAAUCUCAUUCAGAAAAACUCAAAAUGACUGUUAAUAUGUUCGGAAUGAUUAAAAAAUUAAAUCGUGAAAUCAAAUAUAACGUAAGAGAAGGUCGCGUUAAUUUAGGUGCACAAAAGCAAUCAGUCGACGGCAGUCUUUUACAUUUACAAAAUUUACUGUAUGAAAUAAAUCAUUUAAAAAAACAAAUUCGUCAUUGUUAUGAAUUUAAAAGUCAGGAUGAAGAUCUUGAUUUGCUAGAAGAUGUAAAAUCCGACAAAUUAACUUCAAAUCACAAGGAACGUAUUGCUUGUUUGGAAAAAGAAUUACAGUUAAGAAAAGAAUUGUCGGGAAAUUACAAAGAACUUUUAAACAGAAGAGAAGAAGUAAUCGGAAAUAUAAAUUUAAAACAUGAAAAGUUUUCUCUAUUUGCACCUUCUCUACAAACGUUACUUAAAGCUACAAAGCCAUUACAUGAAGCAUUAGAAAUGAACUUAGAUGUGGAAUGGAAGUUGGGUAAAUUAGUCCACUUACUUCCUGAACCUCUAUAUUUGGCUUAUAUUAAUAUAUAUUUUAUAAAAAUGGAACCAAAUUCAAAUGUGAAUCUAAGUAUUAGCGGCACUGAAGAAGAUGCAUUUAAUUCGCACCUUUCAUCUGAACUAAAUUCAAUAAGAAAACAAGACGCUAACAUUUCACAAUCUUCAAAUCUGAAUAACGAUGAUGAUAUUUCGACAUCAAAUAUACAUAUGGAGCCACAUCCACUUGCAGUUUGUUUUACGAUAGGGGAUUUAAAAAAUAUAGACGAAUGUUUCACAGUUACACUAAGAUAUUUCGAUACGUUAGGAGUUAUGACAGCAAAUUCUGAAAUUAAUUACAAUAAAACUGAUGAAAUUGUAAGAGAGAUAUCUUCAGCAAGUAAUAUUUUAGAUGUUGUGUCUAAUAAUGAUGGAGAGACAAUUCCGUCAUUUGAAGUACAACGAAAGUUAAAAUCGUUUCAAAUAAACCCAACAAGUUGGCUUCAGAAUUUGCAAAAGAAAGGGUAUGGAAAGCCAUAUAAAUGGCUUCAAAAAAUGUGUUACAUAAGAGUUAAUGGCAUUCAAAAUUGGGAAGAGCAAAAAACUCUUAAUGUUAUAUCCAACGUUAUUAAUAAAAUAAAAAAGCUUUGGCAAUGCAGAUUAAUACUUUUUACCCAAUUAAAAGCUAUUGUAAAUAAUAAAAUAUUUUUAUAUACUGAAAAUGAAAAAUUACCUCCGGGUGAACCGUCGUGCAGUUUAGUGAAAUGGACAUCCAUUGACCAAGAAGACUAUUAUGCUUCAUUUGUAGACAAAACUAAUCAAGAUUCUGAUGUAAAAGAUUCCAAUUCAUUCUAUCGCGCAUUGAUUGUUAAAGGGUCAGCUAAAAUGGAAUGCCUUAUUAGCUUACCCCUGAAAUUUCCCUUCGAAAGUCCUCUAUGGUCAAUAAAUAUAUCUUGGAAUGGUCAACAUAAUGCAACCAAUAAUUCAGCCAUAAAGCUUAUGGAAUACUGGACCAAUUCUCUGUGCCAAGAACAACUUAAUAAUGAAAUGGCUAUGUUAUCUAUGCAACUUUUACGAACAAUGUAUAGUUUUGAUAUAUUUUUGGAAACGGAAGGACAAUUUUAUGAUCCUAAGGAAUAUAAAAAGGAAAAACAUUAUAAUAGAUCAUUUUCAAAACGUAUACGAGCUCGACCGUACCGUUAUAUAGGAGAUUCAUUCAAACAAUAAAUUUUAUAAUAAAGAGUCAAUAUUACAUACACAACUACAAUAUACUA
This is a messenger RNA of Teleopsis dalmanni, 1928 nucleotides long. Its product is annotated as THO complex subunit 5-like. Gene Ontology annotation, cellular component: THO complex part of transcription export complex. Lineage: Eukaryota; Metazoa; Arthropoda; Insecta; Diptera; Diopsidae. The transcript is spliced from 6 exons. The coding region runs from base 73 to 1881 and encodes 602 amino acids. The record is from RefSeq and is a predicted model, not a curated record. Gene Ontology annotation, biological process: positive regulation of DNA-templated transcription, elongation; mRNA export from nucleus. Gene Ontology annotation, molecular function: mRNA binding.